Cuscuta campestris is the source of this 1524-nucleotide messenger RNA. NCBI's taxonomy places the organism in Eukaryota, Viridiplantae, Streptophyta, Magnoliopsida, Solanales, Convolvulaceae. The record is from the annotation of a GenBank genome assembly.
AUUGAAAAAAAAACCCCAUCAACCCAAAUCGAAGAGUCGUUGGUUGGCUAGACCAACCGUCCGGGAACACACUCAAAUACGGAGCACUACGUGUUUUAUGACCAAUCCAACCAAGCACCCCGUCCAAUCCUGAUCUGAUUCCCAACCAUUUCUGGCCGGAGCUUCACCUGAGAGCCAUGUACGGCGCUCUGAACCUAUCCCCAUCCCCAAUCCGACGGCCACUUUCAUCCCGGAAAGCAGUAUCAAACUACCGGAGAAAGAGAUUACUGUUUUAUUGUAACUCAUCCUCGGGAAACCCCAUGGGAUCCGGGUCAAGGGAGCCCAAAUUGGAGACUUCCCUUUCUGGGCCGUCCAAUUUCAAGGCACCGCAGCCCAAGCCUUUUAGGGUUAGGCGCGAUAAGCUCUUCGACGUUCUGGGAGCCUCUCUUGCUAUAUUACUUCGACUUGGCACUGGCGCUACUGUUUCUGGAUAUUCAGCCUCCUUUGUUGACAAGAAUGAGAUCCCGUCUGACCACUAUGCACUUGAAAUUGCUGGCUACAAGGUGAAAGAGACUUCAAAAUUGGGUCCUCGACCUGACAAGCCAAUUGAGAUAUAUGAAUAUGAAAGCUGUCCCUUUUGUCGGAAGGUUAGGGAAAUUGUUGCAAUUUUGGAUCUUGAUGUUUUGUUCUAUCCUUGCCCAAGAAAUGGCCAAAAUUUCCGUCAUAAGGUGGCUCAAAUGGGAGGAAAACAACAGUUUCCUUAUAUGGUUGAUCCGAACACUGGAGUUGCAAUGUAUGAAUCAGAUGAGAUAAUAAAGUACCUGGUUGAAAAUUAUGGUGAUGGGCAUGUCCCCCUUUCAUUGUCUCUUGGUCCGCUAACUACAUUCACAACAGGCUUAGCUAUGAUCGGAAGAAUGGGAAAGGGGUCUACCUAUACUCCAUCUAAACUUCCACCACAGCCUCUUGAAAUUUGGGCAUACGAGCCUUCCCCCUUUUGUAAAAUUGUGCGCGAAGUACUUGUUGAACUAGAGCUGCCUCAUUUACUUCACAGUUGUGCUCGUGGAAGCCCCAAACGUCAAGAGUUGUACCAGCGAGUUGGACACUUCCAGGUUCCAUAUUUGGAAGAUCCAAACACCGGUGUGCAGAUGUUUGAGAGUGCAGAGAUUGUUGAGUAUUUACGUGCAACUUAUGCUCUCUGAGGAAUACGUGCGGAUUGCUGUUUUCUCCCCUGCUGUAUAAUAUUCGCCGCGGCUCUAUGUGUUCAAAUUUUGCCAGCUUCGGGACCGGUUUUGGUGAGAUCCUUGAAGCAACUUCUCUAUGUAUUUUGCAUAGCAUGUGAAGCUUGAAGUUCCAUUUUACUGGAAAUUGUAUCCUUGGCCAGGUAAGCCUGUUUAAAGAUUAUUUGUAGUAACAUACUUCGUGUAAAAUAAACCAACAGAGAUCUGAUGAGUUUUGCUACUCUAUACUGUUUUGGCAAAUGCCCAUGCCUAUUUAUUUUGUUUCGUAAAAGUGAAGUGAAAGGUAGUAUAAAGUAUUUGGUUGUUG